UAGAUUCUUUUUCUCCGUAUUAAAGUUAGAAACUGUAGCGAAAACUGUAGAGAAUUUGCACCAAUCGACCGAAAAAAUGGAGUUGCCCAACGAUUUCGAUCGCCUUCUUUUCUUCGAGCACGCUCGCAGAACCGCCGAAGCAACCUACGCCAAAAACCCUAGCGACGCUGAUAAUCUGACAAGAUGGGGAGGUGUGUUGUUGGAGUUAUCGCAGUUUCAGAAUGGACCGGAGUCGAAGGAGAUGGUUCAAGAUGCUAUUGACAAGCUGGAAAAAGCACUGGUAAUUGACCCUAGCAAACAUGACGCACUCUGGUGCCUUGGGAAUGCGUAUACAUCUAGUGCAUUUCUGAUUCCCGAGCUCGAGGAGGCUAGGGUUUACUUCGAUAAAGCAACUCAGCACUUUGAGCAAGCAUUUGAACUGGAGCCGACGAAUGAACUUUACAAGAAAUCCUUAGAAGUUACCAGCAAGGCGCCUGAAUUACACGUGGAAAUCCACAAGCAUGGUGGGCUGGGUCAGCAGGCUAUGGCAGGAGCACCCGCAUCAUCAUCAGCCAGCACCAAGCAGCAGAGUACAAAGACGAGCAAAAGUAGUGAUCUCAACUACGACAUUUUUGGAUGGGUAAUCCUUGCGGUUGGUAUCAUUGCAUGGGUUGGAUUUGCAAAGUCGAACAUGCCUCCACCUCCUCCUCCAAGAUAAGCAGCUCGCAUCAUCUUGGCACCAAGAGGUACUUCGCUCUAGUAGAUGGGAUAAUCUUGAGAAAGCUUAUCCGCCUUAUCAGUUGAAAUUUUUACUAGUUCGUUAUUUUUGUGUAACUCAUCAGGCAAAAAGAUCGUCUCUGCACUCGUUUUUAGUUAUAUAUAGUUGGAAGCACACUUCUAUUGUUCUUGUUCAUUAUUGCUUUUAGUCUGUUGUUUUUA
Molecule: messenger RNA, 918 nt
Organism: Salvia splendens (bonfire salvia)
Lineage: Eukaryota; Viridiplantae; Streptophyta; Magnoliopsida; Lamiales; Lamiaceae
Product: mitochondrial import receptor subunit TOM20
Exons: 6
Coding region: 77-697 (206 amino acids)
Biological process (GO): protein insertion into mitochondrial outer membrane
Cellular component (GO): mitochondrial outer membrane translocase complex
Molecular function (GO): protein binding
Source: RefSeq, a predicted model, not a curated record